GCGUUAGUGACGUCAUAAAACGCGCAUGUCGGGAAGAUGGCGUCCUAGUUGGCAUUUUUUUGUUUUUGGCUUGUAACAGACUUGAUUAUUUUCGUUACCACCGUAUGCCUUUGCGGUUCUGUAUAGUUGUCCAAAGUCUUCAUCGCACAUCAUGAAGUCUGACAUUGACGAUUUAAUGCCUCGGCUGCUACCCGUCGAGUGCGGAGACUCUUCGGCUGAUCUGAAGCUAGAUGGUCCACCAAGAAACCCUCAGGAGUACCUUCGACAAGUGCAGCUGGAGGCAGCGUUGUGUCCGGAAGUGGUUGUUGCUAAGCUUGACCCCAAGAAACUGAAGAAGCAACAAACUGUUAAUGUGUCUGUGGCUGGGUGCCAUGCUGCUCCUGCUGGUUUCUCUCCCAGUCUCAGUUGGCAACAGCGUCAAGUCAGUAAUUUCUCAGACGUCCGACAGAACAUCACAAAAAACAGACAACAUUGGUGUAGCCACUCCCUUGACGGCAAUGUCCUAAUGCCAAAACAAACAGAUGAGGAAGGCUGGAAGAGAUUUUGUUUAGGAGAGCUGGUCUAUCAGGGUGGAACAUCCUCCAACACUGACGAAGAGGCAGGCCUGAACUAUGGCAAGGUUGGCUUCCCACCUUUCCUAAGCAUCGUAAGCCGACUCAGCCAGUCCACAGUGCUGGCAGUGUUGGAGAUCCUUGUCAGUUGGUUUGAAGAACAACUUUUUGUGCCUCAGUUGGGUCGCUGGUUGUAUGCAUUGUUGGCCUGCCUGGAGAAGCCAUUGCUACCUGAGGCUCAUUCUUCCAUCCGACAGUUGGUUAGGAGAUGUGCUCAAGUUAGGAGUACCUUGGAAAGUCAAGACGACGAGAACUUACCUGCUCUCAACCUUCUUAUCUGCCUGGUUGCAAGAUACUUUGAGCAGAACGACCUGGCAGACCAGCCUGAGUGAACAUCGUUUUUUGGACUGUCAGAAGGUUGAAUGGAUCCCACUCGGGUACCGGGAAGAGAGCAGGCUUCAAUCAAGCAGUUUAACUUUGUGGAGAAUAUGAAGUGUGGCAAACGGGAGCACCAAGAUGGAGCUUGAUUGACAUGACUCGCCCUACUGAUCAGUAGUUGAUCUCUUAUUUUUUAGAUGAGUUUGGUGAACCUGUAAUUUAUCAGACUUUUAUUUUGAGUUGACUUGGAAUGCAAUAUUUUUCUAUUAAAUAUUGGUUAAAAUGC
Doryrhamphus excisus (bluestripe pipefish) is the source of this 1215-nucleotide messenger RNA. RefSeq names its product gem (nuclear organelle) associated protein 2 (gene gemin2). Gene Ontology annotation, cellular component: SMN complex; nucleus; spliceosomal complex. The record is from RefSeq and is a predicted model, not a curated record. Gene Ontology annotation, biological process: spliceosomal complex assembly; spliceosomal snRNP assembly. Lineage: Eukaryota; Metazoa; Chordata; Actinopteri; Syngnathiformes; Syngnathidae.